AUGAGGCUUGAACACCAAAGUGGCGACGCCAAUUACAGCAUGGAGAAGGAGAAGCUGAUUACUACACCCCUGCUGACGUCAUCUUCCGAAACUCAUGUCCGAAAUGAUGACGACAACAAUAACGACGAUGACGACGACCGUCUCGUGGCCUUUGAUUUCUUUACCGACGAGAGAUUAACGGCGGACAGCAAGAAGAAGAAGCCGUUGCGCGAAUAUUCCGGCAAGGAAUUUGGAUAUUCCGGCGAGGAGGAGGAGGAGGAGGAGGGGGGCGUCGAUUUGCGCAUAGGUCUCCCCGAUUACGAGAGAAGGUCGAAGGAGGAUGGAGAUGAGAGAUCAUUAAUGUUGCAGCCGUAUUGGAUUCCGACGCCGGCGCAGAUUCUGGUCGGAUUCACAAAUUUUUCUUGCCAUAUCUGCAAGAAGACCUUCAACCGUUACAACAAUCUCCAGAUAUAA
Molecule: messenger RNA, 453 nt
Organism: Andrographis paniculata
Lineage: Eukaryota; Viridiplantae; Streptophyta; Magnoliopsida; Lamiales; Acanthaceae
Product: zinc finger protein WIP2-like
Exons: 2
Coding region: 1-453 (150 amino acids)
Biological process (GO): regulation of gene expression; anatomical structure development
Cellular component (GO): nucleus
Molecular function (GO): DNA-binding transcription factor activity
Source: RefSeq, a predicted model, not a curated record